This is a messenger RNA of Capsella rubella, 2870 nucleotides long. Its product is annotated as linoleate 9S-lipoxygenase 1. The transcript is spliced from 8 exons. The record is from RefSeq and is a predicted model, not a curated record. Gene Ontology annotation, biological process: lipid oxidation. Gene Ontology annotation, molecular function: protein binding; oxidoreductase activity, acting on single donors with incorporation of molecular oxygen, incorporation of two atoms of oxygen; metal ion binding. Bases 72 to 2651 code for a protein of 859 amino acids. NCBI's taxonomy places the organism in Eukaryota, Viridiplantae, Streptophyta, Magnoliopsida, Brassicales, Brassicaceae.
CAUCACACCACACCACACUGAGAGAAAUCUAAAAAAACAAAAACAGAGAGAGAAUAAAAAAAAAAAAAAAGAUGAUCGGAGAACUUGUGGAUCUGUUCACCGGCGGCGGAAACGAGACGACGGCGAAGAAGGUGAAAGGAACGGUGGUUCUGAUAAAAAAGAACGUCCUCGAUUUCAACGAUUUCAACGCUUCGUUUCUCGAUCGUCUCCAUGAGUUCCUUAAUAACAAAAUCACUCUUCGUCUCAUCAGCUCCGAUGUUACCGACUCUGCAAACGGUUCUAAGGGGAAGCUAGGCAAGGCAGCUCAUUUAGAGGAUUGGAUCACAACAAUCACAUCUUUAACCGCAGGCGAAUCAGCCUUUAAGGUCACGUUCGAUUACGACAGCGAUUUUGGUUACCCUGGAGCUUUCUUGAUUAGAAACAGCCAUUUCAGUGAGUUCUUUCUCAAAAGUCUCACACUUGAAGACGUUCCAGGCCAUGGCAGAGUCCAUUACAUCUGCAAUUCUUGGAUUUACCCUUCUAAACACUACACUAAAGACCGCGUUUUCUUCUCCAACAAGACUUAUCUUCCACACGAAACACCUGCAACGCUGCUUAAGUAUAGAGAAGAAGAGCUACUGGAUUUGAGAGGAACAGGUGAAGGAGAGUUGAAGGAAUGGGACAGAGUAUAUGACUAUGCUUACUACAAUGACUUAGGUGUACCGCCAAAUAACCCGCGGCCUGUACUUGGAGGGACACAGGAGUAUCCUUACCCAAGAAGAGGAAGAACCGGGCGGAAACCGACUAAAGAAGAUCCUAAAACCGAGAGCAGGUUACCGGUUACAUCAAGCUUAGAUAUAUAUGUUCCGCGAGAUGAGAGAUUUGGACACUUGAAGAUGUCUGAUUUCCUUGCUUAUGCUCUGAAAGCUAUUGCUCAGUUUAUUCAGCCUGCACUUGAGGCUGUGUUUGAUGAUACUCCUAAGGAGUUUGAUUCUUUCGAAGAUGUUCUUAAGAUCUACGAAGAAGGAAUCGAUUUACCAAACCAGGCUUUGAUUGAUAGUAUCGUUAAGAAUAUACCGCUUGAGAUGUUAAGAGAGAUAUUCAGAACAGAUGGCCAGAAGUUCCUUAAGUAUCCAGUCCCUCAGGUCAUCAAAGAGGACAAAACUGCAUGGAGAACUGAUGAGGAAUUUGCUAGAGAAAUGUUGGCUGGGCUAAACCCUGUUGUUAUUCAACUUCUUCAGGAGUUCCCUCCAAAGAGCAAGCUUGAGAGUGAAUUAUAUGGUAACCAGAAUAGUACAAUCACCAAAAGCCACAUAGAACAUAACUUAGAUGGGCUCACUGUUGAAGAGGCUCUGGAGAAGGAGAGGUUGUUCAUAUUAGACCAUCAUGACACACUGAUGCCAUACUUGGGACGUAUAAACACUACCACGACCAAGACUUACGCGUCUAGGACAGUUCUGUUUCUGAAAGAUGAUGGGACCUUGAAGCCAUUGGUGAUAGAGCUGAGCUUGCCUCAUCCUGAUGGAGACAAAUUUGGAGCAGUAAGUGAAGUAUAUACGCCUGGUGAAGGGGUCUACGACUCGCUGUGGCAAUUGGCAAAGGCUUUCGUUGGCGUAAAUGACUCUGGAAAUCAUCAGCUUAUUAGCCACUGGACGCAAACACACGCAUCGAUUGAACCUUUUGUGAUUGCCACGAACCGACAGCUAAGUGUUCUCCACCCGGUUUUUAAGCUUCUUGAACCUCACUUCCGUGAUACGAUGAACAUUAACGCGCUUGCAAGGCAAAUCUUGAUCAAUGGUGGAGGUAUCUUUGAGAUCACUGUGUUCCCUUCUAAAUAUGCAAUGGAGAUGUCAUCUUUCAUCUACAAACACCACUGGACCUUCCCUGAUCAAGCUUUGCCUGCAGAACUAAAAAAGAGAGGUAUGGCAGUUGAGGAUCCAGAAGCACCACAUGGAUUACGUCUAAGGAUAAAAGACUAUCCUUAUGCAGUUGAUGGGCUUGAGGUUUGGUAUGCUAUAGAAUCAUGGGUCAGAGACUACAUUAACGUGUACUACAAGAAAGAUGAGGAUAUCCAAAACGACACUGAGCUCCAAGCUUGGUGGAAGGAGGUGCGAGAGGAAGGUCAUGGAGACAAGAAUUCAGAACCAUGGUGGCCUAAAAUGCAAAACCGCGAAGAGCUUAUCGAGUCUUGCACCAUAAUCAUAUGGGUGGCUUCUGCUCUUCAUGCUGCAGUUAACUUCGGACAGUAUCCAAUAGCAGGAUACCUCCCAAACCGACCAACCAUAAGCCGACAGUUCAUACCAAAACAAAACACUCCAGAGUUUGAAGAACUUGAGAAGAACCCUGACAAAGUGUUUUUAAAGACAAUAACAGCUCAGCUUCAAACACUUCUUGGGAUAUCUUUGAUUGAGAUUCUAUCUACUCAUUCGAGCGAUGAAGUGUAUUUGGGACAGAGAGAUUCUAAAGAAUGGGCAGCUGAGAAAGAGGCUUUGGAUGCGUUUGAGAAGUUUGGUGAGAAAGUGAAAGAGAUUGAGAAGAACAUUGAUGAGAGGAACGAUGAUAAGAGUCUCAAGAACAGAACAGGUCUAGUUAAGAUGCCUUACACUUUAUUGUUUCCGACCAGUGAAGGGGGAGUUACUGGUAGAGGAAUACCAAACAGUGUCUCCAUAUAAAACAGGUCUCAUCACAGUCAUGUUGUGUUAUACCUUUGUUUACUUGUUCUACACGUUUAAUCGUUUAUUCUUGUUAUUAAUUGGUGUGACCUAUAUAUAUCAGAAUAAAAGUGCUUAUCUCAUAUGACAUAUCUAUGAGAUAAACAUGUGGUAAUUAAAGAGGGGUGUAUUCAAAAAUGGAAUUUUAAGAGAUUUGAGUUUUAUUGAGUUUUUAAAUGA